AUGAUCAGCGGCCCGUUCCCUCAAUUUGAUCCCAUCGUCUCGCUCCAAAACGUCAUGAUGUGAGUCUUUUUCUUUCAAAACAGAGUCAUCUGAAAGAAUCGCAUUUCUUGCUCACCAUAUUCGCUCGUUCAUUCGAUGUUGGGUUCAUUGAAUCCAAUACAAUGAUCCAGCACAUUUUGGAGAGCCUGUUAUCAGCGCGUCGCAAUCUCUGAAAUCUUCUAGCGGACACCCUGCCGACGCGACGUCUCCUCUCUCGAUGCCCUCUUCCUCUUCGAGUCCGUACGGUAUCGACGUUUCCGACAUCCAUUGUAGAGUGUGCGAGAGAAAGUACGACGGAUCGCAGCAUUUCGGAAUAGACGUGAGUCGUUUUGAGGAAAAUAAUGAGGAAAACAACGAGGGACGAGGCAUCCGAAGUGAUGCUGAUGUCCAGAUAUCUGUGACUCUUUUUGUUCUGGGACAAUCGUCAACCGAGAUAAAUUAGCACGUAAAGAAGCGAUUCGGUCAGACGAAGAGGCUGCGAAAACAUGAAUAACAAUAGGGAAAUGGAAUGCCGCUCUGAAAAUGAUUGGGUGAAAAUGAUUAGCUGCAUGUUGUGUUCCCCGUCUCAUCCCUUGGUUUAUUUCUCUCUUCCGCUCUAAAUAGCCGUUCAAUAUCUACUUUGACCCCAAUCGCCAACUUACUUCAUUAUAUUUCGGAGCCCUAUCACAAAUUUCGAUCUCCAGUUGGAUCCGUUCUAAAUUCCACUUACUGUUGAUCAUUUUCUGAAGUUCUAGAUCAAAUAUUGAGCUUCGCAGACAAAAGACAAAGAUUCCAAUCUUUUCCGCGAGCUAUCAGACGUGUCCAUCUGCAUCCACACUAUGCAUUCUUCAAACCUUCUAACCAGAUCCCGUGCGAUUUCUGCACUCGAGAGAAAUAAAUGGCCUUUGGGUGAUCUUGUGGGGCAAAGUCGUUCGAACUCACAUAAUAUUACGCAAAUACUUCAAACAUCAUCUGACUACGUUCUCUGAAGGAUGAAGGACGAAGUUGACUACAAGCGUGCCAGUUUGAUCCGUCAACAACAAAGUGUCAACCAAGUUCACCGUCCAGUCCUGUAGUUUGGUUCUCAUUGUAAACUUGAAUUCAAUUAGCUAAUAAUCUCAGUUCUGUGAUUAUUUAGGUUUCAAAAAUGAGUAUAGAAUCAUCUGAAAGCAUUUUACAAAAACGUUCUCUUUUCAGAUUUGCCGUGCAUGUGCGGCCUUCUUCCGACGCAGUGUUUCCGUCAAGAAGACGUUCGUUUGCAGAAGAGGAACCGACAAUUGUGCCCUGAACAGUGAGUACAACUACAGUAAUCUUGCGUCCGAUUCGGAGAAGAUCAGUUACAAACCGAUCAGCCGAUCGUCUCCUCUCGAAUAGCUGUCUAUUUACAGCCAUUUCCCGUAAGACAACGUGUCAGAAGUGUCGAUGGAUGCGAUGCCUUCACGUCGGUCUUCAAAUCGACCGUGAGUUGCCUUGCUUUUUCCUCUCCUCUUUCGCCAUUAUUAUGCAUUGUCUCGAAACGGCAUCUAACAUCACUGAUACCGCGACCUCCAUCCAAAUGCGCGUGAAAACUGGAACCGGCCUGACGGCGUCGGGGUGCUAGCAGCGACGGUGCGCGGAGGGAAACAAUCCAGCACGAUCGGCGUCCAUUGAAACAACUAUUGGCGAGUGAUCCCUGAUUGACCUAUCUGUGAAAAGGAGAGAGAGAGAGAGAGAGAGAGAGAGAGAGAGAGAGAGAGAUGGAGGGGACGAGUGAUACGAGAGGAUGUGUGGUGUCUGCCGACUCGAUGGUCUUCGUAGAACAAUCGCGUAGAACGUAUAUGUUCGUGAAGAGAUCACUGAAACAGAAGGGAGGUGCACGUGAAACCACUCGCCGAUUUGGUUGUUGGUCGCAUUUGACGCCACUGUUUAGCGCCCACCAAUUGGGGGGAAUGAUAGUAAAAGGGAAAGGGGGAUUAUGAGAAGACCAUGUGAAACGAAGAGUCUAGUACGGUGUUUCAGUUGUGGUUGGCCGUCGUUCGCCCGACCACGUGAAGGCUCCUCAAGAGAACAAUGCGGCUCCGAGGCUGAAGCAGGAAGAGGACGAGUCUGACACCGGCUCGGAAGAGAAGUACGCAGAGGAAGUGGACGAGUCUGCUUUGAUCGCCCCACAGAACGCACUGGCUGUUCUCCGUCCGAUUCCUACAAGUGGCAUUCCAAAUCAAGAUACAACUCGAGCAACUCUCAUCAACAAAGUUCUCAUCAACUACAAGUAUGUUCCAAUUAUCACUUCAGCCAUCCCAAUCAUACCAAACUUUCAGUGAAUUCACCAAGAAACGCCUGGAAGUGGAGCUCUCUCUUCCGCAUAUGCAAAAAGAUUUCAAGGUUGUCGGUUCAACUGGAAUCCCAAUCUUCAAGGCCACCAGAGAAACCUUGUCUCAAAUUUAUCGGAAACAAGUUGAUCUUCUGCACAACUUCCUUCUGAAAACGUUCGACGAGUAUGCUUCGUGCGGAGUUGACGAGCAAAAACGUAUUUGUGCUCUGUUCUACCCGGUACUUUGGGAGGUCGAAUCCUGCUAUUGGACUUACCGUAACAUGCCUGUGAAAGCCGAGUACGAGAGCCUUCUCAUGUGCACUCAAACCACUUACAUCGAUUCAAAAAACGUUCGAUUCUGGCUCGGAAACACCGAUGGCCAAGAUGAAGAGACCGUACAGGUGAUCGAAAGGUAAUCCAAACAAACUUUUUUUUUCUUCUUCAAGUGCGCAAUUAUUACAGGCGUUUGGAGAAUCUGCUCAAAACAGCCAGAAUGUUGGUGCUUGAGCCAAUGCACAAACUCAUAAUCAAAGAGUUUGAGUUCAUUACUCUCCUCGCCCUCAACAUUUGGGCCAAGAAGAAUCACCGAGUGAACGAAGAGUCGGAUGCCCGCGCCACUUCCGUCCGCACUGCUAUAUUCAAUGAUAUCCACGUUCUCUAUCACGACGGCUUGAAGAUUGACAACUACGCCGGUCGUAUGGGCGAACUCAUGUGUCUGUACACUGACGUCCAGGUGAGGAGUGCUCCAGAAAGAUCCGCAAAGUAUUGUGUUUCCUUAAGAACGCCGACAUGACCUCCACCGUCCAGAACGUUUUCUUCUCCGAUCUCACCGCAAUCAUUUACUCCAUGUGAUUCUUCCUACGGUUUCAAUUCCCUUUUCUCUCUUUCCAAUGCUCAAUUCUUGCUCAGCGCCCCCACCAAAUUGUCGUCAUGUUAUCUUUUCUAGUGAUAUUUUUGCAUGCCUACCCUCUUUCCUCUUAUUUUGUUUUUCCUCGAAUCUUUCUUCCCAAUCGUUUUCAGUCGAUCAAUAGUCAAAUGAAGAUGUUUUUCGAGCAGAUGCCCCAUCUCAGAAUCUGCCCUCCCGACGAACUUCAGAACAUCGUCGCUCCGAUCGCCAUCUCUCGCAUCACUGAUCUUUAG
This is a messenger RNA of Caenorhabditis sp. 36 PRJEB53466, 3448 nucleotides long. The record is from the annotation of a GenBank genome assembly. Lineage: Eukaryota; Metazoa; Nematoda; Chromadorea; Rhabditida; Rhabditidae.